Molecule: messenger RNA, 3001 nt
Organism: Caenorhabditis angaria
Lineage: Eukaryota; Metazoa; Nematoda; Chromadorea; Rhabditida; Rhabditidae
Source: the annotation of a GenBank genome assembly
AUGGUUCUUAUUUAUAAAUGUUUGUCGGGAGAUGGAACUGAUUUUAUUGUUCCCAAUAAAAAUGAGCAAAAUGUUCUUCGAAAUGUGAGUUCCAAAUGCAAAAACCAUAAAAAUUUGUUUCACAUUAGAUUUUACCGAGUAAUUCCGUUGCGAUGACAUUGAAUUCGGGAGGAGGGCAGGUGGUUUUUAUCAAAUUUCAGGAUACUGUGUCAUUGAAAGAUUAUCAUGUGAGUUGAAUUGAUGUGAAUGAAUCGAUGAUCAGAUAAAUUUUUAAAGCUAAACGAGGCCGCGCAAAUAUUAUUGAAUUUUGAAGUUCCAAUGGACGACUUGAUGUAUUAUGACACAAUUGAUACCACAAAAUCUGCGGAAAAGUUGAAUGUAGGUCUAUAAAAUGAGAGACCCGUUUAGCUCAAUUUUUCGUAGUUUUUUGGUUCGAAAACAUUUGGAAAAAUUUCAGAAAAAUUCACUCGGAGUCCAAGCUUUUCUGCCAAGAAAGAGUGAUAGCUGCUUUCAAGCAUUGAUGGAAACAGUUCGUACCUGUUGUCUCAAAUCUGUAUAUGUUACAAAAAAUGGAAAAAGUUUGUACAAAAAUUUAUUUAUUGAACAAAAAUAUGAAUUUCUUACAUUUACAGGAACUUUUCAAAUUUUUUUGGAUUAUGAAGACUCAAGCAACCCCGUAAUUUCUGGUCUUCCAGAAAAAACUGCUAAAAAGUCUCCAAAACAAAAAAACAAACCGUAAGUACACUCACAUUUGUUAACACUGACCAACUCGAUUUCAACCCAGAUUGAAAAAACGCCAACGAAUGUCGAGCAGCUCAGAAGAAAAUGACGUUGUCGAAGAAUGCGAGCCAUCAACAUCCUCGGUGAAUCCCGGAAGUCCCAUGAUCGAUCUUCCUAGAAGUAUUUUUUUUAUUUUAUUUCCAAAAUUUCCACGAGGCCUUUCAGAGAUCUGAUUAUGAAAAAUGAGUUCUGCUUAUUUUCGGAUCAAAAUUCAAAGGGUUUUUGAUCUAGAAUUAGAAAUCUCAACGGGUUUGUCUUGGAAAAAAUUACGAAAUUAGAAAAAAAUAACUAAAACUUGUAAACUUUGAGAAUUUCAAUUAUUUAUAAUUCUAAAAAAAAGAGAAGCUACGAAAUUUUGAAAAAAAAAUUGGAUUUUCAGCGAAUUUCACAAUCACCGACAUGAAUUUAAAAAAAUCGGAAAUUUGUGAGGUUAGUUUUGAAAUUGAAAUCCUAAAAAAAAUCUUAUUUUUGAAUAUUUUUUCAGGAGGAUAGAAGAAUGAUUAGCCUCGGUAAAAAAGUUCGAAAUUUGAAACUAGAAAAGAAAAAUGGAAAUAUGAAAUCGCGUGGGAAGAAUAUUAACAAUAGAGGGGAAGAGAUUUUGAAACAUACGCUGGACAAAGUAACCGACCUUAAAAAUCAGCUGGGAGAAGAUGCCAAAAAUACGAUUUUUGAAAGUCCUGUUGCUCUAGUUGAAUAUUUAUGUGGAGUUUCGAGAACAGUUGUCAAAGAAAGAAAGAAACACCCGAAAGAUAUGACUGAAACAACUCCGAAACGUGUAAAAGGCCAAACAAGUAGAAAAAAAAGAAGAGAAAAACGAGCUGCAAAACUUUCUGAAACUGACAAAGAAGCGCUGAGAGAUUAUCUGGAUAUUUGCUGGGGCCAAAACAAAAAUGUCACAAUUGAAAGUUUAUUGGAUUGGGCCAAAUCGACUUUGGAUUUUCAAUAUGGAAAAUCAUUUUUCAAUGACGUGUUGUUCGGAAUGGGAUUUACGUGGAAAAAAAAAGUCCGGAAAUCCAAUUAUUGAAGAAAGAAAAGAUUUGGUCAUUUGGAGAAGAAAAUAUUUGAUGAGAAAGCUUGGACUUCAAAAUUUGCCUAGUGGAAAACAGCCGUAUUUUGCGUUUUUUGAUGAGACUUGGAUUUACGAGGGGAUGACGAGCAUGAAGGGUUGGCAAUAUUUGGAGACGGAUUUAUAUAAAUUGGCGCGUUGGGUGAGGCUUGAAGAACGGCGUAGUGGACCACAAAGAGGCAAAGAUAAGGGGAAAAGGGCAAUUGUAUUGAGUAUUCUCACACCAGAUGGUAUUCUGAAGGAGUCGGCGAAUGUGUUGAUUAGUGGACUCAAAGAAUCUGAACAAUUUAUGGAUUAUCAUCGCGAGAUGAACUCCGAAUCUUACCGCGAAUAUAUGGAAGAAAUGAUUCCGAAAUUGGCAGAUGAAGCGAAGAAACGAAAUAUGGUAGCGGUGCUUGUCAUUGACAACGCACCCUAUCAUAAUCAAGUCGUUGAGAAAGUAAGCGUUUUAGAUAUUUAUUUUUAAAUUCUGAAAAUGAAUCAAACUGAAUUGUUUUAGAUUCCGACAAAAGGAAGUACAAAACAGGUAUUGGUGGAUUUUUUGCUCAAAAAAAAUAUCAACGUGAACAUUUCUAUGAAAAAGAAAGAACUUUUGGAGCAUUUUGAAGAGUUUUUGGAAAACAACGGUGGACGAAGAGGGGUCACGAAAUAUGUCAUUGAUGAAUUUGCCAAACUACACGGAGUUGAAAUUCUCAGGUUGCCCCCAUACCAUUGUAUGUUCAAUCCAAUUGAGCUGGUAUGGGCGCAACUGAAAACAUUCCUCCGUAGUAAAAGUGAUGGGGAUGACGAUCUCGCUUCGGUAAUUUCUCAGUUAUCAUAUUUUCAUUUAUAAUUGAAUUCCAGUUACGUCAAAAAGCGAUCGAUUGGCUUUAUGACUUUACACCUGAACAAGCUCAAAAUUGUAUUCGACAUGCUGAAAAUCUGGAAAAUGAAACUAGAAGAUUGAUUGAAGAACAGGUUCAAGAAGCAGAAGAAAGAGAACGCCAAAACGCAUAUUUAACAACUCUUGAUGAAUAUGAUAGUUACGAUGAUUUUGGCACCGAGUGUGACAGCGACGAAGAUUUUGAAGAUUAUUUAUCAGAAAAUUCUAUUAGCUCGGCUGAUCACGCAAGAUAUACGGAUUCAUCAGAUGAAGAAAUGGUUCAAGAAAUUUAG